AAACGUCACGAAGCCACCCCUGCUCAAAAUGUUAGUUUCACAACUCUCGAUUUGUCAGGGGUGUAAGCAUUAGUCCAAACAGUUACAAAACGUUUCGUUUUGCAACUAAAACGACCGUUUUUAUUUGACAAAUUCAGCUAGGUCUCUACACGUUUCGUGCCUUUUAAGAAACGUUUAUCAACAGAAUAGUUGUAAUAAAUACACCCUAGGCCUCCUCCAGACUCGCGUUUUGGCGAAUUCUCGAAUACAGUGCUCUUUCUCCAGUCCUUAUUCAAGGGCACGAUACUUCUGAGAUGUCCGCUGGCUCCGAAGAGUCAUUUAUGAAUUUAACCGGACACAUUGUGACACAUUUGGUUUCCCUAACUUUAUGAAGCAGUAUCUAACGUUAUUGAUGUAAUAUACAUUUCAGUCUCGGCAUAUGUGAUUUGAAUAGCAAUCCGGAUUAGUAGGAUAAUCUAUGAAUGACAAUAUGGAUUCUGAUGAAGUUCAACAAACAGAUGGCAGCGCAUUAGAAGAAUCAACAAGUAGUCCUAAUCAAAGGAUGACAAGAUAUCAGAUCCUCACAUUGAUGUCAAUCGCAUCUGUCAACUUCAGCUCAAUGAUUUGUUACUCUAUACUGGGACCAUUCUUCCCCCAAGAGGCUGUGAAAAAAGGAGCCAGUCAGACUGUCAUUGGCCUUAUAUUUGGCUGCUAUGCUCUGUGUAAUCUGAUGGGCUCCUUAGUACUGGGUAAAUAUAUUGUUCAGAUCGGGGCAAAGUUCAUGCUAAUUUCAGGCUUAUUUGUGUCGUCAGUGUGCACCAUUCUCUUUGGCUUACUCGACAAAGUUCCUGACGGAGCUACUUUUAUUAUUCUGUGCUUUAUCAUAAGGUCUGUUGACGCUGUGGGCUUCAGUGCUGCAAUGACCUCUUCUUUUGCAGUUUCAGCAAAAGUUUUCCCAAACAAUAUAGCAACUGUUCUGGGUAGUCUGGAGAUAUUUACAGGGCUGGGUCUUAUACUGGGACCACCAAUAGGUGGAUGGCUGUAUCAGUCGUUUGGAUACGAAGUUCCUUUCAUGGCUCUGGGAUGCUUCCUAUUUCUCAUGGUCCCCUUCAACAUGUACAUCUUACCAAGCUUUGCUGCUGAUCCUAGCAAGGACUCCUUCUUCAGGCUGUUCACGCAUCUGAAGAUAGUCCUCAUAUGCUUUGCCAUAUUCACACUGAGUUCGGGACUCGGCUUUUUAGAUGCGACCUUGUCCAUAUAUGCCAUUGAUACGUUUGACCUGUCUCCAGGUUAUGUGGGUCUUCUCUUGCUUGGUCUGUCGUUGCCUUACUGUCUAGCCUCACCUCUGCUUGGUAUCAUCAGUGACAGGUUUCCUUCCACGAGGCCGUGGUUCAUGGUGCUAGGAGGCUUGUUUACAGCAACUGGCUUCUGGUUCUUAGGUCCUGUCCCCAUUCUGCAGAUAAAGAGGUCAGCAUUUGUUAUUGUCAGUGUGAAUGUACUACUUGUCCUGCUAUUAUUGCUAACUAGAAGCCAAUAUGAUACAAUUUUUGUCUCUAGUCAGCUGUGGCUGGUGGUUUUCAUGCUGGGUAUUAUAGGAUUCUCUCUUAGCAUGACUGCCAUCCCUACCUUCCCUGAAAUACUCGACUGUGCAUAUGAAAAUGGAUUUGAGGAGGGGCUGAGCACUCUUGGACUGGUGUCUGGAUUGUUUGGAGCAGUGUGGUCCUUUGGGAUGUUUUGUGGUCCAACGCUCGGUGGCUUCAUCACACAACAGCUGAGCUUUGAGUGGGCUGCUUCUGUUCAAGGAGGCCUGGACUUUCUAGCCGCUUUUUUUCUUGGUGUAUAUUUUCUCUGUCAAAGAACACGACAAGAAAGGGCUCCUCAAAUCCAGAACGAAAGACCUUCCGAUGAAGCUACCCAUCUUCUGACCUGAACAACGAUCAUCUACCAGCAACAAUAAUUUAUAUUUUCUGCUGUGAGAAACUGGUCAAAUUAAGAUCCUACACCUGUAUAUGUACAUAUGUGCUAAACGUGGAAUGUAACUUGUAUUAAAAUAUACAACCUAA
Salmo salar (Atlantic salmon) is the source of this 2042-nucleotide messenger RNA. Its product is annotated as MFS-type transporter SLC18B1. Lineage: Eukaryota; Metazoa; Chordata; Actinopteri; Salmoniformes; Salmonidae. Gene Ontology annotation, biological process: transmembrane transport. Gene Ontology annotation, molecular function: transmembrane transporter activity. The record is from RefSeq and is a predicted model, not a curated record.